This is a messenger RNA of Neoarthrinium moseri, 822 nucleotides long. RefSeq lists its product as uncharacterized. The record is from RefSeq and is a predicted model, not a curated record. The coding region runs from base 1 to 822 and encodes 273 amino acids. Lineage: Eukaryota; Fungi; Ascomycota; Sordariomycetes; Amphisphaeriales; Apiosporaceae. The transcript has a single exon.
AUGGCUACCGCUGGGGAAAACCCCAGCAAACCCAUAAAGUUUGACCCGGACCGGCUGCCACCAAAAUGGCCCACUGACCACCCGCAAACGCUGGAGCAAUACUACGGUAUGCCCAUCCCGGCCGACGUCACCCCAUUUCUCCGCUCCACCUCGCCGGAGCCGGAGCCCUCGCCCGCACGAGAGCCCGAAGCGGCGGCGCCGAAGCCCCGGGGCCCGCGGCAGGGGCCGGUCGACUGGACCGCGGACCCGUACGUGUUCCAGACGCGCGGGGCGGUGUUCCGGACGUCGGCGGCGACGUCGCGGCACACGCGCGAGUUCCGCGAGGAGCAGCGGCGGCGCCGCGCCGGCCGCAACCCCCGGCCCAUGCCGCCCUACGGCUCGUGGACCGGCUACAAGCUGGUCACGGGCUGGACCAGCCGCUCGAUGGCGCCCGCGCCCGGCGACGGCGUGCCGCGCAUGGCCAACAUCGAGCCCAAGUUCGACGAGCGCGUGCGCCGGCUGCGCGAUUCCAAGGCGGAGGGACGGCAGCGGGAACGUGAGGAGCGCGCGGCGAGGGGGGAGGAGGUCGGUCCCGAGGAUGCGGAACAGCGCAGUUUGGAUUGCUUGGCCUUAGACCCUGUGCCGGCGGAUGAUGGUCUGGACCCUGCCGGGAGGCCCAUAGCCUUUGGCCAGAGAGGAGGCGCCGGAGGACAGCAUGUGCCCAAGCCGAACGGAGUUCGUGCCAUUCCCUUAACUAUAUGGGUUUUGUACUGGACUUUCGUCGUCGGCCUGGGUCUCACGCUCUUCGUUGCUAUCAUCCAGGGCCUGACGCCGACAAUGUAG